Penicillium diatomitis is the source of this 897-nucleotide messenger RNA. Its product is annotated as oxidase ustYa family protein. The record is from RefSeq and is a predicted model, not a curated record. The transcript has 4 exons. Gene Ontology annotation, biological process: mycotoxin biosynthetic process. Lineage: Eukaryota; Fungi; Ascomycota; Eurotiomycetes; Eurotiales; Aspergillaceae. Bases 1 to 897 code for a protein of 298 amino acids.
AUGUACAGCCUCAAUGGAUCACACACAAGACGUGACAAAGUUGAAGCACGAUCUCUGUCUCCAAACUCCUCUCUGGAUGAACAAGCAGUGCCUUUCCUCGCGCAUGAUACAGAGUUGGAGAAAGGUCUCGUUGAAGAAAACUGCCUUGCAAAGAAAUACCUAUAUGUCAAUAUUUCCUUACUCAUCCUCUCCGUCAUUUUCUUUCUUGGCUCGGUCAUUGUCCAGUCUCGCAGGUUCGGAGACAAAGAAUGUGCAACACACUUGUCCGCCUACUCACCGGUCAUGGAAGCUGUUGAGUACGAAUGGGUGACCUUUGAGAACGAAUUUUCCACUGCACCAACAAAGUACCGUGGGAAACCAACGGCAGACCUGGAACAAGCUUGGACGGAGCUCUGGAAGUAUGGAGCCUUUCCUGUCGGUGUUCAACACCUCGGCGAUUUGAAUCAAUCAAGUGAGGUUGACUGGCGUCGCGUCACUCCAGGCGAUCCCAGAAGUCCAACUGUUGGAUUGCUGGAGGGCUUCCAUCAAAUUCAUUGCUUGAAUCUCAUUCGACAGUACACUUACCGUGAGGAGUGGGACUACAGCAGCGAGGCUUCAUGGCACGGUGGCCCUGAAAUGGUUCGAUGGCAUGUGGAUCAUUGCAUUGAAACUCUCCGGAUGAAUCUGAUGUGUACCGCGGAUGUGACACCCUAUCUCAUAUGGAAUGAUCCUGCUGGGUUCAAUGGCGAGAGUCCGAGUUUCAACACUCUGCACAAGUGCCGUAAGUGGGAGCCGAUUGUUGAAUGGGUAAAACAGAAUGUCAUUUUCAACGGUACGGCAAAGGAAGGGGAACACGGCAACGGCGAAGAGCAUCACAUCGGGCAGCAUGAUGUACACGAACAUGGCCACACAGCCUAA